AUGGAUGCUGCGGGAAGGGGCUGCCAUUUGCUGCCCCUGCCAGCGGCGCGAGGCUGCCGGGUCCCUGCAGUCGCCGCGGUCGCCACUGCCACCAGCCGGCUCGGCUUCUGCAGCGGCCCCGCCUCGGCUCCCUCCGGGACUCGCGGAGAGGUCGCCAUGAACCCCAGCUCCUCCGCGGGAGAGGAGAAGGGGGCGACAGGCGGCAGCAGCAGCAGUGGAAGCGGCGCCGGGAGCUGCUGUCUCGGCGCCGAGGGCGGCGCGGACCCGCGGGGCGCAGCGGCAGCGGGGGCCGCUGCCCUGGAAGAGCCGGUAGCCGCUGGCCAGAAGGAGAAGGACGAGGCGCUGGAGGAGAAGCUGAGGAACUUAACUUUCCGGAAGCAGGUCUCUUACAGGAAAGCAAUCUCCCGGGCUGGCCUUCAGCAUUUGGCUCCUGCACAUCCCCUCAGCCUCCCUGUGGCAAACGGUCCAGCGAAAGAGCCCAGAGCGACUCUGGACUGGAGUGAGAACGCGGUGAACGGAGAACACCUCUGGUUGGAGACCAACGUCUCAGGAGACCUGUGCUACUUGGGAGAGGAGAACUGCCAAGUCAGAUUUGCAAAAUCAGCUCUCAGGAGGAAAUGUGCAGUCUGUAAAAUCGUUGUCCAUGCCGCCUGCAUUGAACAGCUAGAAAAGAUUAAUUUCAGAUGUAAACCAACAUUUCGAGAAGGGGGCUCAAGAUCUCCAAGAGAAAAUUUUGUGCGUCAUCACUGGGUGCACAGGCGGCGGCAGGAGGGAAAAUGUAAGCAGUGUGGUAAGGGAUUCCAGCAAAAGUUCUCCUUCCACAGUAAAGAGAUUGUGGCUAUCAGCUGUUCCUGGUGCAAGCAGGCGUUUCAUAAUAAGGUGACCUGCUUCAUGCUGCAUCACAUUGAGGAACCCUGCUCCCUGGGGGCUCAUGCUGCUGUUAUUGUCCCACCCACCUGGAUCAUUAAGGUGAAGAAACCACAGAACUCACUCAAGGCUUCAAAUCGGAAGAAGAAGAGAACAAGCUUUAAAAGAAAAGCCAGUAAAAAAGGAAUGGAACAGGAAAACAAAGGCCGUCCUUUUGUGAUAAAACCCAUCUCUUCUCCUCUCAUGAAACCCUUGCUUGUAUUUGUGAACCCCAAGAGUGGAGGCAACCAGGGAACCAAAGUCCUGCAGAUGUUCAUGUGGUACCUGAAUCCACGGCAAGUCUUUGAUCUUUCUCAGGAAGGGCCCAAAGACGCGCUUGAGUUGUACAGGAAAGUACCAAAUCUGCGAAUUCUGGCCUGUGGUGGGGAUGGAACGGUGGGCUGGAUCCUUUCUAUCCUGGAUGAACUGCAGCUGAGUCCUCAGCCUCCUGUCGGGGUCCUUCCUCUGGGGACUGGGAACGACCUGGCUCGCACUCUCAACUGGGGAGGGGGCUACACUGAUGAACCUGUUUCUAAGAUCCUAUGCCAAGUAGAAGAUGGGACAAUUGUACAGCUAGAUCGCUGGAACCUCCAUGUGGAAAGAAACCCAGACUUGCCUCCGGAAGAACUUGAAGAUGGCGUAUGUAAGCUUCCUCUGAAUGUUUUCAAUAAUUACUUCAGUCUUGGAUUUGAUGCCCAUGUCACACUGGAGUUCCAUGAAUCCAGAGAAGCAAAUCCAGAGAAAUUCAACAGUCGUUUUCGAAAUAAAAUGUUUUAUGCAGGGGCAGCUUUUUCUGAUUUUCUACAGAGAAGUUCUAGGGAUCUUUCCAAACAUGUUAAAGUUGUUUGUGAUGGAACAGAUCUCACCCCAAAGAUUCAGGAGCUGAAAUUCCAAUGUAUAGUAUUUUUAAAUAUACCCAGAUAUUGUGCUGGCACAAUGCCCUGGGGCAAUCCAGGAGAUCACCAUGAUUUUGAACCUCAGCGUCAUGAUGAUGGCUAUAUAGAAGUCAUCGGAUUUACCAUGGCCUCUUUGGCUGCCUUACAAGUUGGAGGGCAUGGAGAAAGGCUGCACCAGUGUCGGGAAGUCAUGCUUCUAACUUACAAAUCCAUCCCAAUGCAAGUGGAUGGGGAGCCCUGUAGGUUGGCUCCUGCUAUGAUUCGGAUCUCCUUGAGGAAUCAAGCCAACAUGGUACAGAAGAGCAAGAGGAGAACAUCCAUGCCUUUACUCAAUGAUAUUCAUCAGGUGCAAACUGCGGACCUGCGGAGAGUGUCUGCUCCCCCCGGCUCCUUCACCAUUCCCCAGUCUGUCCCAGACCGCCUGAGAAUCCGAGUGAACAAAAUCAGUUUACAAGACUAUGAAGGAUUCCACUAUGACAAAGAAAAACUCCGGGAAGCUUCCAUCCCUCUGGGUAUCCUAGUUGUGCGUGGAGACUGUGAUUUGGAGACUUGCCGUAUGUACAUAGACCGCCUACAGGAGGACCUGCAGUCAGUUUCUUCUGGCUCCCAGAGAGUUCAUUACCAGGAUCAUGAAACCUCCUUCCCCAGGGCCCUCUCGGCUCAGAGGCUCUCCCCAAGGUGGUGCUUCCUAGAUGCAACUUCUGCUGAUCGCUUUUAUCGAAUAGACAGAGCUCAGGAACAUUUACACUUUGUGAUGGAGAUUUCCCAAGAUGAGAUUUUUAUUCUGGACCCAGAUAUGGUGGUGUCACAGCAGGCAGGGACCCCUCCAGGAAUGCCUGAUCUUGUUGUGGAACAAGCCUCGGGAAUGUCUGACUGGUGGAAUCCGGCCCUACGGAAACGCAUGCUGAGUGACAGUGGGCUGGGAAUGAUAACUCCACAUUACGAAGACUCAGAUAUGAAAGAUAUCGGCCACUCCCAUAUGCUACAGUCACCAGUCUCUUCAGAAGACCACGCAAUUUUGCAGGCAGUAAUAGCUGGUGAUCUUAUGAAGCUAAUAGAAAGCUAUAAAAAUGGAGGUAGUCUGCUAAUUCAGGGACCAGACCACUGUUCACUCCUUCACCACGCAGCUAAAACCGGCAACGGGGAGAUUGUGAAAUAUAUUCUCGACCACGGACCCUCUGAGUUAUUGGAUAUGGAAGACAGUGAAACGGGUGAGACCGCACUGCACAAGGCUGCCAGCCAGCGGAACCGGGCUGUGUGCCAGCUUCUGGUGGAUGCAGGAGCAUCUCUGAGAAAGACGGACUCCAAGGGUAAGACACCUCAAGAGAGAGCACAGCAAGCUGGGGACCUGGACUUGGCUGCUUAUCUAGAAAGCCGUCAGAAUUAUAAGAUCAUUGGCCAUGAGGACCUGGAAACUGCUGUUUGACCCUGGUAGAUGAGCCAAGAGAAUCUGAGCAAGCAUAAUCACCUUUGCCCUCCCAGCAAUUGGGCAACUCCACUGGUAGAAGCUGAUGGAAUCCAGCUGUUUCUCUCCUGCAAGAAUCUAUCUGAGCUCAUGCCAUCAGUUUUUAAGGGCUACCAAGAUAUCCCACAGAACAUGAUAGCCCAUUGAGAAUGAGGCAGGAUACCUGGAGAUUUGUGGAGUUCAAGUUCCACAAAAUUUGAUCCUUAUUGCUUCCAGCAAGUAGCAUGAACUUCUCUGUUCACCUGUAUAAUUUAUUUUAAAGAUUCAAAGGAUGUUCAUAUAAAUGGCACUGCUCCCUCGUUCCCCUGUGAAUUCACCUUUCCCCUGUACCAUACCAUUCUACUGUAACUACCCAUCAAUUUUUAAAAUAUGAUAUUAUCUGUUCUCUUUAUUUACAUUUAGUCUUUGAAGACCAUGAAAUUGUCUGAAGGUCUUUUGAAAACCCCUGGAUGUCUUACAGAAACAUAACUAUGAAACCACUUCCAUUUCCAAGACUAAAUACACCAACACUACUUAGUGACUCUUUGCAUGCCCCCUCCCCUCCUUUUUUAUUAUAUAGGAGCUGGAAAGUGCCACAUAUAUAAUGUCAGCUGGUGUGUGCUGUAUCUCUGAGGUAUGGUGAGGUGGCAUGGGAGUUGUCUGUGCUCUGAGGUACCUCAGAAAAGUAACCCAGAGGUUGGCCCAGGCUGCUGAGCUGUGGCCGAUAGCCAUGAAAGACUGGUUCAGCUUGGGCUGUUUGUGCAGCUCAGUACUGCCUACGUGUAGCCAUCUUUGCCUUUUGCUGCAAUAGAGAUGAGCAACAGAUUAAACAAAGGCCCAUUGCUAGUUUGCAGAACCACUCAAUUUGUAAGUUCUGUUUAAAUUGCAGAGCAGAAAAUCUUGUGUGGAAACUGUGGUUACAGGAAAGGUAUCAGUAUAAUAGCUGUUACUUCUAAACCUUUUUGAGUGAGAAUAGAACACAGGAUAACUGAUUCAAAAUAAAACAACAAAAGAAAAAGUAGCAACAUAUGUCUAGGUAACAUAACUUGAGCAAGAACGCAGUCAUUAGAAUGUUGCACAGGGCCUAAUAAAUACACACUCUUGGAUCCAGUAGUAAGAGGGAACCCAGUUUAGGUUUUCCUUCUGUUUUUUUGGUUUGUUUGUUUGUUUGUUUGUUUGUUUUCAUUACUCCAAGUAAGUCUUGUCUCAAAGGCAAAACCUUGUUUAAUGAGCUCUACUGCCAGAUUUCCAGGCUGCCUGGAUCCUUCUGAUGGAUGUCUCACCCUGCUACUUGUCAGACCUGAUAACAUGGUAGCCCCAUUUUCGAUGCAUGGGGUAGUCUACUAUUUUCCUUUCCUUACUUUGUUUUCCUCCUUCAGAAAAAUCUGAGUGCAAACCAUUGUGGGAAGUUGACCAGAGAUGUCUACGUGGUAGUGGAAUUGCAAAUUGUAAUUCUGCCACAGAUCAGAUGGUAUUUACAGGUACCUCUAUUAGGGAUAGCAAAAAUAACAGGAGAAAAAGUCUUCUAACUUUUUGUCAGAAUAUUUACUUGACUUUGAUAUAAGUCAGAAAUAAAAGUGGGUAUUCAAGGGGUUUGCUUCUGGCUAAAAUUGGUGACUCCUUAGCCUCUUUCCGUUUUGCUCUUGGACACAAGCAAAGUGCUUCCUUAGUAUUUCUGCAUGUGAUCCUAAAUGAUCAUUUCUCUGCAUUUAAUUUAAAGGUCCAGUGGUGACACAUUGCUUUUCAGAAUCACAUUUGUUCACAUAUCAUCAUUUUGAAAGUAUGGAUAUGAUAUACUAUAUUAUGUAAGAACAGCCUCUCAGUCGAUGGAGAUUUUAUUACCGUGGUCUCCCCACAGUCAUUUCAAAAUCAAAUUUUGGGCAUUAUUUCCAGCUGUGGGAGAAUGGGUUGGUUGUGAGUAAUCUAUUUCCAUAUAUCACUCUCAGAAUUGGAAAUAUCUUUUGUAUUUUUAUGGUAAGAGAAGGAGCGCCUGCAGUAGAUUAUUUCCAGAAGCUGGAAAAAUAUGCUCCAGAAGAAUUUAAUCACUGUGCUUCUGCUGGAAGUUUUUCAGCUGGUGGGACCGUCAAGAAGAAAGACAUUUUGAUGACAGAAAUAUAAUCCUUAAAACAGACCAGAAUCUGGUGUUGAAUGGUGCCUUCCAUCUCCUGGAUUGAGCCAAAUGCUUGGCCAAGCGGCCAGUUACCCAGCUGCCACUGCUGGGAUGAAGGACUCUAGUUUCCCCAACUAGGAUCUCUGAUUUCUCUGUGAAUGCUUGAAAGCAGUCCAGAGAAAGUUUAAGGUACAAAUGGCCAUAGGCCAAUUCAAAGAGCUCCAAUAGGAGUCAAAAGUAAAUCCCUAGUAUGAAAACAAAUGAGGUACUGACUACUGUAGGGGUCUUGUUGCAUUUGGAAAUUGUUCCAAACCAAACCAAACACACAAGAAAAGCAUUUGGU
This is a messenger RNA of Choloepus didactylus (southern two-toed sloth), 5699 nucleotides long. RefSeq names its product diacylglycerol kinase iota (gene DGKI). Gene Ontology annotation, molecular function: ATP-dependent diacylglycerol kinase activity; protein binding. Lineage: Eukaryota; Metazoa; Chordata; Mammalia; Pilosa; Megalonychidae. Gene Ontology annotation, biological process: diacylglycerol metabolic process; intracellular signal transduction; lipid phosphorylation. The record is from RefSeq and is a predicted model, not a curated record. Gene Ontology annotation, cellular component: nucleus.